This is a messenger RNA of Suhomyces tanzawaensis NRRL Y-17324, 286 nucleotides long. RefSeq lists its product as uncharacterized. NCBI's taxonomy places the organism in Eukaryota, Fungi, Ascomycota, Pichiomycetes, Serinales, Debaryomycetaceae. The transcript has a single exon. The record is from RefSeq and is a predicted model, not a curated record. Bases 9 to 233 code for a protein of 74 amino acids.
GUGGCAGUAUGGGUGUUCUGGAGACUCCUGGAGUUCCACCCAGUCCCAUCGUGCUACCUCGGAGUUUGCCUCACUGUGGCCUGUGCACACCGGCCGCGGACUGCACCACAGCACUCCCCUCUCUUAUCAGGACUACCGCCGCUACCCCAGGAUUCCUGGCGCGCACAUACGGAAAGUUGCAAUUAGACCAAAAAAGAAACCUCCCCUCCUCCAACCGGCCCCACUAUAUAUAAGCCCUGAAUCUGGCCCAGUUCAAUCCACUCGUCUUCCCCUCCAAACUCUCAAG